Messenger RNA from Megalobrama amblycephala (Wuchang bream), 804 nucleotides. Its product is annotated as phospholipase A2 inhibitor and Ly6/PLAUR domain-containing protein-like. The record is from RefSeq and is a predicted model, not a curated record. The transcript has 5 exons. Lineage: Eukaryota; Metazoa; Chordata; Actinopteri; Cypriniformes; Xenocyprididae. The coding region runs from base 58 to 621 and encodes 187 amino acids.
AAACUAUAAAAUGGGCACUGAAACAGGUGCAUAAUUACAUUCACCUCCUGGUCAAAGAUGGAUCUGCAAAUCUCAGUUUUUCUUCUCUUCAUUCUUUGCACUGCAGGACACUCUCUGAGCUGUUAUGAGUGUAAGGGUCUGAAUGGUUCUUGUGCAGAUCAAAAGGUACAAACAUGUCAUAGUGGAUAUUCUCGGUGCAUGAGUUCAACAGGAGUAACAAAAUUUGGUGACACUAAUAUUAAAGUGAAGACUAAAGAUUGUGCUUUUGCCUGUCAAAGUGGGUCCAUGAACUUAGGAUAUAUAAAAACAACUACUUCCUGCUGUGACACAGAUGAGUGUAAUCUCCAAGAUGCUGCAGAUCCCUCUAACAUCCCCAAUGGAAGGACAUGUUACUACUGUGAUAUUCAGAGCUGCUCAAACAAAUUGAUCUGUACAGGGGACGAAGACCUCUGCGUUCAAAUAACAUCAACUAUUGGAGGCCAGUCAACGGUGCUAAAAGGCUGUGCCUCUAAAUCACUUUGUGAUGGCAUAGAAUAUGAUCUUGGUGUUGCGAGCAUCUCAUGUUGUGAGGGGAACCUGUGUAACAGUGCUCAGAGAGUCGACCAGAAAUCUGAGCUUUAGAACAAUUCACUGGUGAGUCAAUUGUGCCGUGGAUAACCUACUGAAGGAGACAGUUGUGUACUUUUACAUGAGAGAAGGCAUACGUCGCCACCACAGACGCGUGACACCAACGUCUGAGAAGUACGUCGCCACCACAAAAAAUGAAUCUUACUCUCGUAUUUAUAUAUAUAUAUAUAUAUAUAU